Messenger RNA from Malassezia vespertilionis, 1752 nucleotides. RefSeq names its product Nuclear pore complex nucleoporin component (gene GLE1). Gene Ontology annotation, molecular function: inositol hexakisphosphate binding; phospholipid binding; translation initiation factor binding. The coding region runs from base 1 to 1752 and encodes 583 amino acids. Lineage: Eukaryota; Fungi; Basidiomycota; Malasseziomycetes; Malasseziales; Malasseziaceae. The transcript has a single exon. The record is from RefSeq and is a predicted model, not a curated record. Gene Ontology annotation, cellular component: nuclear pore cytoplasmic filaments; cytoplasm; nuclear pore. Gene Ontology annotation, biological process: regulation of translational initiation; poly(A)+ mRNA export from nucleus; regulation of translational termination.
AUGGCGCUUUCGACGUGCGGGGCCGGGCAUAGCGGUGCGCUCGACUCUGCCGCUCCGCGCACGGCAGCUGUUGCGCAGCGCCAGCGGCCAACAGGGCGGUACGUGUAUGAAUCGUCGUCAGAUGAGGAGCCUUCGUCGUCUGCACCUGUCCCAUGGCGCUCGGCGAGCCGAAGACGACUGCGGUGGGAUACAAGCGAGCAAGAUCUCACGUCUGACAGUGAAUCAGAUAAUACACUUCCACCCGAUUUGGGUGCCAUACGGCUAGCGAACGAGCUAGAUCCGUGGGACCGCUGGGAGCAAGAUUGCCGGCGACGUGCAUGGCGACCUGCCGCCAAACAAAACAGCAGUGUACGGCGCAGCAUGACGCCCGGACGCGAGUUGACACCUGCCGUGGACAGCGACAUGCAUGAAAUAGCAAACAUGCUUUCCCAUUUCCAAAUGCAGCACAAGGAAACCGAGCAGAAAGAGCGCGCUGCGUUUGAGAGGCGCAAUGCGGACCUUUGGGAAGGGAUCGAGAAGGCGGUCCGCGACGCGGAGACGCGAGCCGAGCACGAAGCCGAGCAGCUUGCUGCAGCACGCAAGCGGCAGGAGCAGGCGAAAGCAGAUGCAAAAAAGGCACGCGAGCUAGAAAUGGCGCGCAUUGCCGAGGAAAAGAAGGCUGCAGAGGAGCGCAAGGCUGCGGAAGCUGCAGCGCAACGCGCCCGUGCGGAGCAGGACAAGGCCGAAGAGGUUUUCAAUACUAUGCGCGGUGGUGAGCAUGUUUGGCCGCAAGCUGCGCGUGAAUAUGCGCACUGGCAAGAACGUAUGCGCUAUGUAAAACAAGAUAUCCUACCCCAAGUCAAGGCAAACGCCGAUUGGCGGAAACAAUGCUUUGCCGCAAAGCGCGCCAUCACUCCCAAGAUAGGACAGCUGACCAACGAGCGCCAACAGAUCCAGCGGGUCACUACCGAAGUUGCGGCGAUACUGACGCAGGCGCGCAGUGUGCCGGACAAGCACGCAAGUACGGUGCUGUACUAUUGGAUGCUGAACCACCUCGCAAAGAGCUUGAUUCGACAGGCAGAGCAGGAAGUCGCAGCGCGGCAGGAGACUGCAUUUCCUUUGGCUCGCACCGCAUUGGGCCUUAUGCUUCUUGGGCACGACACACUCGGCGAAGUGCUUAUGGCGCGCCUAGUGAAGAAGUGCCCGUUUGUCCUUGCCUAUGUCCCGGAGCGCAAGGCUGGAGUGGAUGAGGCAGCGUACCGCAAGACUCUCGGGCUCAAGGUGGAUGGCGAAGAAACAGUGCACAUGUACGCUACGCGGAUGACUGGAAUCGCCGCACUCUACUUUGCUUGCCUCCAGUCGUCGCUUGUCUCUGUUGCAGAAACGAUUUCCGUCGGUGCGAAUUUGCCCGCGCUUGCAAAGCAUCUGUGUGCACCGUUCCGUCCCGACAGACUUUGGACGUGGAGCGUGCGGUGCACAACACCGCCCAUUACACAGCAGCCCUUACUCCCUGCACUCUGGUCCACAUUCCUCGAAGUGGCAGGGCCGGCAUAUCUGCAGCGGUUCGGCACACAAGCGCGGAAACUGCUUGCUAUGCUUUUUCAUGCGGGAAUUCAGCAGCAGAAACUCGCGCCGGUAACAGAAAAGGAGGAGGUGAGUCAGCGGAAUGCAAUCAAGGCGGCCAGUGUGCGCCUGCGACUUAUACUCGAAUCGUGGGAGCAACGUGGGAAUCUCGACGAAUAUGCGUCUGGAGGACUGUGCAUGGAUUCGUAG